Messenger RNA from Daktulosphaira vitifoliae (grape phylloxera), 857 nucleotides. RefSeq lists its product as uncharacterized. Lineage: Eukaryota; Metazoa; Arthropoda; Insecta; Hemiptera; Phylloxeridae. The coding region runs from base 144 to 629 and encodes 161 amino acids. The transcript is spliced from 4 exons. The record is from RefSeq and is a predicted model, not a curated record.
UUUAUUUGAAUGAUUAUUGAAAUCAAGUCUGCUAUAUAUUUUUAAUUAAUGUACCAGUUAUUUCUAAAAUAUUAAAAGUUUUUCCCAAAUUUAUAAAGUUUGGUUUUCACAAAAAAUAACAAACUUAUACUAGAAAUAUAAAAAUGAAUAUCUAUACAUUAUUUGUAUUUUUUAUUAUUUGUAUUUUAUCUGCAAUAUCAAAACCAACGACUAAUGCGAAAAAUUAUGAAAAUUCAUGUUUGGUGGACGAGAAUUCUAUUCUAGAUUUUUUUAACAAUUCAGAUGUUAUAAAAGAGUUACGUGAAACAAAUGUCGGAAAUAAUAGUUUUAAGGUUGACUCUAUAUUAAAAUGUGAAAAAUUUUUUCAUCGUGAUAAUAAACUAGAAGAUUUUCUUUGGAGAUAUAUUGGUAAGGUUGAUACGGUUAGUAUCAAAGAAAUACAGGAAACUGUAGUUCCCAAAAUCCAAAAAGUUGAGAAAGCUAUCGAAAAAUUCAAACCAAGCCCUGAAAGUUAUGGUUCGAUGAAUAAAAACCAAGCAAUUAAAAUGAUAGAAGAAUAUGGUGAUAAAUUUGUUAGUCUUGAAAUGGUUAAAAUGUUGAUACUCAACAGUUUUGAUCGAACUCUAUGAAUAUCUUUGUAUGCAUGCAUUAAAAUUCAAGUUGUUUUUAUUUUUUUAUUUUAGAAUAAUAUGUUUAUUUCUUUAUAAGAGACAUUGAUAAUAAUCUAAUAUACAUAGUAUUCUAAUAUAUUUUGUUUUCUUAUAAUAAUAUUUGAAAAAGUGUUGAUUAAAAAAUUUAUUUUUACACACUUCAUUUGAACUCUAAUAAAAAUGUAUUGAAAAAUGAUUUUACCAUAA